UUUACCAUUAUAUGGCAUGAUUUUCAAAGUGAUCAGUUAUUCCAGAUCCUCAAUUAUGUAAGGCUGUAAUAGUAAAAGCUUUGAAAAGCAUGCCACAUAAUAAGCAUGCCACGUAGGAUCUUGGGGCUUGCCAGUGUGCACUGAUCUGCAGGACUUUAGUAAAAUGUGUGAUCAGUAGAAGGUAAAGACCAACUGUCUUGCUUCAGAAUUCAAAGCUUCUGUAAAGCUCGUUUGUUUCUCCUCUCAGAGAGCCUGAAGGUGAGCUCACAAACCCUUGCUCCUCUGAGUAUCACUGGGUGGUAAACUUCCUCAUGGAACCCCUGUGUUCGUGUGCCGAGAGAAUCUUAACACCUGGUAGAGAAGUGGAUUAGAUAGAGCCGAUCGCCCCCAGGAAUGGAGCAGAUGCUAGAGUCCAGGGCCCAGUGUGAGCAGAGCAGCUUCCAGCCGUUGCCAGGUAGAAGUCCCACUAAAUCAUCUAGCUUCCCCGCCUGUAGUUAAAACUCAGUGGCACAGAAUGGAGACAUAGCAAUAUUUGGGAACCCAAGCAUACAUGGACUUGAGCCAGGUAAGUCUGUCAGUGGGACCUUGAACGAAGGGAUAGAGUUUAGAGGCUCGGGAUAAGGAGACUGGAAAUGGCAAAAGUGGCUAUCAAACUCCUAAGAUGGUCAUCUGUGGCAGACAGGGCCCCUGGGGAAACUAGGCUUUGGGCUGAGAACUAAACAGGGCUUCACAGAGACAUGAAGAGAGCUUAACAAUUAACAUAAAGGGGCGUAUAUUAGUGUUAGUAAGUGAAACAUUCUGCUAGGCAGUGGUGGCACUCUUUAGUCCCAGCACUCUGGAGGCAGAGGCAGGUAGACCUCUGAGUUCAAGGCCAGCCUGGUCUACAGCCAAGGCUACACAGAGAAACCCUGUCUCGAAAAACAAAAUAACAACAGAACCAUUCUAUGGAGAAUGAACAAAACCAAGUAUUUUAGCUAUCUUUAUACUGUAAAUAUUUUAAUAAGAUGGUUGAUAAUUUUUUUAGUUUUGUGUUUUAUCUUUCAAACUUAUUAAUGAAGCUUUUUUAAUUAUAGGUGCUUUUUAGUAUCUAGUUAUAUUUUGAAAUUUUCAUACAUGUACUCAAUGUAUCAUAUCCACCUAUCAUCUCCAAUUCCAUUUCACCUCACCCCAGGACUUUGAAUCAUGCCUCCCUCCUACUUCAUGUCCUCCUUUUAGAAUUGUUAUUCUAACCCAUUGAGUCCAAUUACUGUGAAGCUAUUUUUAGUAGCUAGAAAAAGGAAAAGUAAUUUUUCUGAACCACACUCCAUUUAAACAAAUUUUACCAUUUUUUGACGUACCUAUAUUAUAAUCAGUUAAAUUUUUUUCUGUGUCUUACUUGUAUCUUACACUAAUAAGCAUAUACUCUUCAAAGGAUUUGGAAUUUUGCUUUUCUUCCCAUAAACAAUGAAUUGUAAUCAGUACAGGGCACAUGUGCUUAUGGGAUUCCUAGGACAGAACAUGUGAGGACAGUUCCUGGAAUGCCCAGCAGUUAGUCCCCAAACCUGUCUGGUCUGAACAGCAUGCACCUGAGUCCCCUGUCUUCACGGUGCCUCGUCAGGGCCACUUGCUGGGAUGUGGAAGUAGUGUGGCUGUCAGAUGGCUAUACUGGGCAUCACAGUGCCUGCCCCUCUGCCAAAGCAUACAAAGCAUUUAACUGAUCUGGGGGUAUUUCUGAUCUUGCCCUACAACCCAUUGGAAUUUCCAGAGCUCACAGCAUAUUUCCCCUGGUUGCUUUGAUUCCUGAAAUUCUACUACAGUUCUUCUCAACAAAUAUUUAUCAGCUGGAGCCAGGUGUGGUGGCACACAUCUUUUAUCCCAGCUCUCAGGAAGAAAAGACAGGUGGACGCAUCUCUGUGAAUUCAAGGCCAGCCUGGUCUACAAAUCAAGUUCCAGGACAGCCAGGGCUGUUACAGAGAAAUCCUGUCUCAAUAGACAGAUAGGUGGGUGGGUGGAUGGAUGGAUAGAUGGAUGAUAGAUAGAUAGAUAGAUAGAUAGAUAGAUAGAUAGAUAGAUAGAUAGAUGGAUGAAUGAUACAGAUAGUAGAUAGCUUUAUUUAUUUAUUUAUUUAUUUGUUUGUUUGUUUAUUUAUUUAUUUAUUUAUUUAUUUGGCUAUUGCCAGAUGGCAGGGUGCUGGGGGUUACAAAGAUAGCUAUUAACCUCUGGGGUAAAGGAUUCAGUCUCGGAGAGAUGAGUUUCAAUCGGAUUGAUCAAGGAAUACAGCUAUCAUGUCUUUUGAUGCUGCCAAAAACUAAUCCUGUUUAUCUCAGUGAUGUGAGAGUAAAGAGAAGUCUUGUUUCUAGGCGUGACUUUAUCAUUGACAGCCACCCAGUGUAACACAGGGUGGACAGGCUGCUGGCAAAUGUAGAGUCUUCCCUGAGGCCUGGACUCUGUGUCCAUGUAUGUUUCUGCUGCUUGAGCAUCAGCUUGCAGCUUGGGCAGCCUGUAUACCUCUUUAUGCUACACAGUAGACACUACUUUAAGAUAGCCCAGAACUGAUUUCCCACAUGGACUUUUGUAACGGAAUAAGAUUCUCCUUAGCACUUUUCUUACGUUCCGUUUGAUGUCUACCUUUUCCUGAGCUUAUCCACGGAUGCUGUGUGAGUUCAGAUAGUGAAACCUGGAAUUCCACCUCUGUGAUUUGAAUUGUGUUAGGGAAUUAUUCCAGCAGGCAUCCUCAGUGUUUGAAGGCGUCAAUGUGUUAUGGUAGUUGAUGUCCUUGAUUCCCUAGCAACUCACACAGUUAGUAGUAAUAAGAAUUAGCUCAGCACAAGUUGAGAACGUGACCUGUGGACUUCCUCCUUUCUCGUGUAGCUGCAUGGCAAAUACAGAGAUGUUUUGUGCAUUUUUAAAGGCCCAGAAAAGCCUCUAAAAAUGGUUAAUAGUGUUGAUUAAACACUCUUACUCUGCACUGUUCUAAUUGCUGUUAUCUGUACCCCCUGCUCACCAUUAUCACUUCCCCUUUCACAACUCCUCUUUGGUUUCCUGUUUGCAAGUAUUGAUUUUCCUACACAAAUAGAGUAAUGUCUGGUAUUCUCUGUGUGUCUUGGUUUUCAUUUUCACAAUGAUGUACGAUCAUACCGGUUUUUCCACAUACAUAAGACAUAAAUGCUGACUCCUGGGUUACAUCAUUUAUCCUCUUUAUUGCACUGGCCUUUCUGCACCAUAGUAAAAAUAACCAAGGGAAGGAUUGUGAAUUGGAAAAUCAUGUUUGUUUGCCUUGCCUGUGCUCCGGGUGGCUGGUAUUCUAUGUGGGCCCUCUAGAGCAUGUGUGACAGGAAAGCAGGCAUUGAAGAUGAGCAGUAGAGUUUCUGCGAACUUUGAAAUCUGUGGACAUUUCCCUACCUGUCCUUAAAAAACAAAAAGAUGAGCUAUUUCCUUCACUUCUUUAAGUUUUUGCUUUAUAUUAAAUAUAAGAUGCUUCUAGAUAUAAUUAGGGCUAAUUUUGUGAUAAAGUUGGAAAGGAUUACCCUAGAACUCCAUUUUAACAAAUUACUCAAAACAAGCGGAAGAAAGCAAAUUAAGAAAAUUUUCAAAAGGCAUCCUUAAUUUUCCUGGUGAAUUAGCUGUCAUCCAAUGUCGGAAAAUAAGUACUGUGGCCUUCCUAAAGUCUCAGUACUGAGUUCUUGAGGACCCAACUCUCAGGUGAGUUAACUGCACGUCCUAGCCGUGCUUCGUGCUUCGCAGUGGGCUUUCUGCUCCUCUGUUCUGUAGAUAUCACUAACUCCACCCAAGUGUCUCACCACCUUCUCUGCUUUGGGCCAGCUAGCACAGGUACCAGGCAUGUUUUCACUGUAAGAAUUUUUAUUAAGAGUGGGGCUGGAUUGAUGCUGUCUACUCAUGCCAGUUAUUUCUGUAAGAAUACCACCGGUUAGCGCACGCUGGCAAAGUGAAUAUUUUGAAUUGCUAAAUGAUUAUAAGUGUUAGUGUUUAUCUUGGACUAGAAUAUGUAUGUGUUGUUGUCUGCCAGCUAUGAUGAUGAGCAAGCUUAGAGGUCAUUAUAUUAGUGGUAAGCACUUACUCUGUUUUAAUCUUUCUUGUUCAUUCAACAGUUACUUUACUGUCAUUUAUGGGAAACAGCAGUGAAUAAAACUGGCCUGACCCUGCCCUGAGCUGCCUACAGUUGAUUGUUCAUUCUCUGAAGGUCUUUUUCUGUUUGAUUUUUGCAUUUGUUUUCUCUUUUUAAUUUUCAGUUUUUGACAGUCUGAUAUAUGCAUAGAAUGUAUUUUGAUAAUACUCACGUCAUUAUCCUUUCUUAAGUUUUUGUAAUUACAAGAUAGUUUUGGUGUUUUAAUUAUCAAGGGACUCUGUAGACUGAGAGCUGACUGACAAGAAUUUCCAAGUUAGGGUCAAUGAUGUUUUAAAUCAAGUGUUCCAAACAUGGUGGUAUGCCUCCUUCAGAGUUUCUUGAGCUGCGUGUUCUAGUUCAUUUCCUUCAUAUUAUUCAAGUUUCUACUAGUGUUUCAUAUAUAUAUAAAGCAUUAUCACUGCUAAGUUUCCAUCUGUGAUCUACCCUAUUGGAAAAUGUUUUAAGUACAUGUUGAUAUUUUUCUGAAUUAUGAACUAAUGGUUUGUUAUGAUUAGUAUAAGGGAGAGCAAAGCUUUGGUGACUGAUAGCAUUUGCUCUUAGCAAAAUCUGUUUGAGUUUUAGAAAUGAAAAAAAUUAUUAAUGCAGGUAAGUAUUCAUAAUUCUCAACUGUUAACAGAGCAGCUCUCAGAACCAUGGGACUUAAAAUUUAAAAAAAAAAAAACUGUUUCAGUGUAGACCUGUGUCCUUUGACUGACAUCUCAUAGAAAUUGCUAAAUUGCUUUCAGUAGACCCUCUGAUGUGCUGUUUGUUUACUUGUUGUUUUCCUUCACAAGCCAUCAUUUCCUAAGAAUGAAAUAAAGCUUAAGAAGAUUGGCCAAAAUGGAAAGGGCUGGAUUCUGCUCUCUUCCACGAAGAGUUAAUGGGACUGGCUAAGAUCAAAAUCUGAGGCUUUUUCCAUCCUUAAUCAGUCCCUUUUUGCUUUCUUUUACGACCACAUGAAACUUGAGAAGCCACCUAAAGCUAUAUCACUUAGUGGAGUUGGGCAGUUCCCAGGUGUCCAACAAGAAGGCCUGGUUUAGGCUGCGAUGGCCACUGUCAUUCCUGGUGAUUUGUCAGAAGUAAGAGAUACCCAGAAAGCCCCUUCAGGGAAACGUAAGCGUGGUGAAACCAAACCAAGAAAAAACUUCCCUUGCCAACUGUGUGACAAGGCCUUUAACAGUGUUGAGAAAUUAAAGGUUCACUCCUACUCUCACACAGGAGAGAGGCCCUACAAGUGCACACAACAAGACUGCACCAAGGCCUUUGUUUCUAAGUACAAAUUACAAAGGCACAUGGCUACUCACUCUCCUGAGAAAACCCACAAGUGUAAUUAUUGUGAGAAAAUGUUUCACCGGAAAGACCAUCUGAAGAAUCACCUCCAUACCCAUGACCCCAACAAAGAGACCUUUAAAUGCGAAGAGUGUGGCAAGAGCUACAACACCAAGCUUGGGUUUAAGCGACAUUUGGCCUUGCACGCUGCAACCAGUGGCGACCUCACCUGCAAGGUGUGUUUGCAGACUUUUGAAAGCACAGGUGUGCUCCUGGAGCACCUGAAAUCUCAUGCAGGCAAGUCGUCCGGGGGUGUGAAAGAGAAAAGGCACCAGUGCGAGCACUGUGAGCGCAGGUUCUACACCCGGAAGGAUGUCCGGAGACACAUGGUGGUGCACACGGGAAGAAAGGACUUCCUCUGUCAGUACUGUGCACAGAGAUUUGGACGAAAGGAUCACCUCACUCGACAUAUGAAGAAGAGUCACAAUCAAGAGCUUCUGAAGGUCAAAACUGAACCAGUAGAUUUUCUGGACCCAUUUACCUGCAACAUGUCUGUGCCUAUAAAAGAUGAACUCCUGCCGGUCAUGUCGUUACCUUCCAGUGAACUCUUGUCAAAGCCAUUCACAAACACUCUGCAGUUAAACCUCUACAACACUCCAUUUCAGUCCAUGCAGAGCUCUGGGCCUGCUCACCAAAUGAUAACAACGUUACCUUUGGGGAUGACGUGCCCCAUAGAUAUGGAUGCAGUUCACCCCUCUCACCAUCUUGCUCUCAAAUGCCCCUUCAGUUCUACCUCAUACGCAAUCUCUAUUCCUGAAAAAGAACAGCCGUUAAAGGGGGAAAUUGAGAGUUACCUGAUGGAACUACAAGGUGGCGCGCCUUCUUCAUCCCAGGGUUCCCAAGCAUCAUCAUCUAAGUUAGGGCUAGAUCCUCAGAGUGGGUCUCCAGAUGAUGGUGCAGGCGACCUUUCCCUGUCCAAGAGCUCCAUUUCUAUCAGUGACCCCCUCAACACACCAGCAUUGGAUUUUUCUCAGUUGUUCAAUUUCAUACCAUUAAAUGGUCCUCCUUAUAAUCCUCUGUCAGUGGGAAGCCUUGGGAUGAGCUAUUCCCAAGAUGAGGCUCACCCUUCUGUUUCUCAGCUGCCCACACAAACCCAGGAUCUUCAGGAUCCUGCGAGUGCUGUGGGUCUUGGUUCUCUGCACUCGCUGUCAGCAGCUUUCACCAGCAGCCUGAGCACAAGCACCACCCUGCCCCGUUUCCACCAGGCAUUUCAGUAGGGUCUGGGUCGAGGCUUUCAUCUGGAGGUGCUUGCGUAGCCCCACCCGCGGUGACCGUUUCUAUUUUAGUGCCUACUUCUAAGACAGCACAAAAACUUUUGCUUUUGUAUAAUAUCAGGUUUUAUGAAGCCAGUAAGUAAUAGGAACUAGCCUCUUUGAUAAGCUUUGAAACCAUGUUUAAUUACGUUGGCUGUCUCUCCUGAUUUACUGCCAGUUGUCAUAGUCUCGGAGUUUUAUUUCAUUAUAAGAGCGCCAUUAUUAUCACUAAAUUUUACAAGUCCUGUGUUCAAAUUACUGUUAGACCUUUACAUUUUCAUUUUGUCUAAUAGCAAUGGGCAUUGGACAUCUGGUUGAUUUUUUUUUUAAUUUUGCAAAUAUGCAGUACAAUGUAAAUCUUAAGAAAUGUGUGUGAAUAACUGAAGUGUUUUACAUUUUUACUAGCCACUAAAUGGAUUCAUGAUCAAGUGUGUUUUAAAUGAGUUAAGAAUCCAGUUUGGGGAGAUGAUAGUGUUUUCUUAAGUAUACCAUCAUUUCAGAUCAAUAUAUUUUUAAGACUGCUAUUGUCUGGCGAAAAUAUAAGCAUAUGACAAAAAAAAAAAAAACUUUCAAUAUCUGUAUCUAAAAGAAACCUGAAGAGGUCACAGAGUGUUCUGUGUUAGCACUGCCCCUUAAACUGUUCGGCCGCAUUUCACCCAUCUUUACAUUAACAGUGCCUGGCAUCAGAGGCUUCAGGAUCAGUUCUGUUCUGUUUUAUGUCCUUCGCCUUUCACAGCCAGGAUGGCUUCAAUAUAGCAGCGUUCUUACUUUGCAUGUUGGUUAGUCCAGAGUCUUAGGGCCAGUGAGGGACAAUAGGCAGUCAGGAUGUGAAACCCAGAGUGGGCUGCCUCAGUCUUCGAGGUAACAGACUCCUCAACAGGAAGAUGGAUGUAAAACAUACAGCCCAACCUCAGCACUUGUCUAGAGAAUUUCCUCUGCUGCCAGGAAUGAAAACUGGACUCUUUUGGGGCAAAGUAAAAGCCUGUCACAUCACUCCCAGAACUGCAGUCUUGCCCCUGUGCUGGCUUGCUCAUGCCUAUCCAUCUUCCCCUGCUGUGUUUGGAUGGAGAACUUAAAAUCAAACACGUUAAAAAGCUGCUUGAGGAGUUUCCACAGUUUUGCACACCAAAACCAAUAAAAGCCCACUUUUCCGCAUCUCUGGGAAAUGGGAGGAAUCUUACAAAUAAGUUGAAUUUGUAGAGGAAACAAAGGAAAAUAAAGCAAACACCAAAUGAAUAUGAAAACACCAAGGACGGGGUGCUCACUGAGCAAGGUAGCGAUGGCUUCCUCUUGUUAGACAGCCACUAGUAAUCUCAUCAAAGGUUCCAUGUAUAUUUUCCUAAGCGUUCUUUGUGGCAGCAGCCUUUGAGACUUAUUAAGCACUUGUUAACACCUUAUUUUGGGACCCUUCUUUUGGGGCAGGGGUAAAGGGAGAUUUAUAAAAGAGUAUGUAUCUCUUUAAAAAAAAAAAUGAAAAAAAAAAUAUUUUUGAAUUUCUGAGCACUCAUUUGCCCUGUAUGGGGAAGCUCAUUCCCUUUUGUAGGGGCAGCUAUCACUGCGUAUUGCAUUUGUUUACCAGUAAUUCUAAACAUAAUUACAGAUUGCUGAAUAUAAUACCUUAUUUAAAAUACCUGGGAGUAGUAUAAAUUGAGGAGAAGUGUAAUUGUCACGUGGCUGGGGCUUUCACCAUAUGAUACACACCUGGCGCACUUCAUAGAAUCAGAGCUGCUCUCGAGAGGGCUCUGGCUCUUAGUUUUAACCCCGGAGCAGUAGUUUUUAUACUUAUGUAUUUAAAUUUUAUUAUGAAAAAUUACAUUUUAUUAAAAAAAAAGUGUUCCAAAGGCAUUAAAAUUAUAUAUGUUAGUACGGAAAUACUUGUUUAACUCUUCAAGCGGCUCCUGAGCUGUGGCUGGGGCCACACUCACUCUGAAAGUGGGCUCUUUGCCUCACGGCUGCUUCCUUAGUUUCUAUGAAACAGAUCACUUCCCUAAAGUUCUAGUUAAAUGAUUAGUGUUCGAUAUUGCUUUAAUCACCAUUUAAAAAGAAGAAGACAUUUGGUGACAGAGCACAAGUAAAUAGAAAACCUAUUUUUAUGUAGAGGUCACAAAUACCACAUAUGAAAGCACUAGUUUUAUCUGACAUUUGCUUAAGAAGAAGUCACAUUAAUGACCUGAGACGUUGGCCUUCAUAGGCUGUAUUUCACUGCUAAUUGAAAAAAGGGAGUACCAGAAUAUAUGAAAUAAAGCAUUUUGAAAUGGGAAUGGCGCCAUAUAUGUGUGUGUACAUAUAUAUAUAUAUAUAUAUAUAAAUAUAUUUUUACCCUAAUUCUUGCCCUGCACAGAGCUCUAAUACACAUCUUCCAGGCACCAGUGUUAAAAUGUAGAGUCUUAAUUUUCCUUGCAUGCACACCCCUUUGCCUGCUGCUGCCCCCACAGACUUGAAUAACACUUCAGAGUAAGAGGGGAUUCAGCAAAUUUAUUUUUGGUUUUGAUUUUUGGGGAUUUUUUGUUUUGUUUUUUUGUUUUUUGUUGAUUUUUUUUUUUUGACUGCAGUGGUCACUAAACCCUUUUUUGAUAGAUUUUUCUAUUAAAGAUCAGGCAGCUUUUUUAAUUGCACAAUAUUUUAACCAGGAUGUAACACAGAAUUGGCCCCUCCCCCAACCAGAAAAAAAUUGUCACUUGCUUUUAUUUGAAGUAGGAAUGACUAGAGAUAGGUCUUGCCAAUGCUGUUUUCAUUCUCCAGUGGCCAGACUUGUGGUCCUCGGAGUUUCUGAUAGUGCCUUAGCUUGGCUGAAAGGAAAGGGGUUAACAUUAAAAUAGUUUAGUGUAGAGUUUGGACCACAGACAAGAUACUGAGCCUCAUUCAGCUUGACUUCCACAUGUGUGUGCACACCAUGUCAGCAGCCGCAUGAGCGUGGAAGGGCUGAGGCACUGUAAGCAAUAUAAUCCAUUGAUAUUUACCACCUUUGUAGUUAUUGGUCACUGUUAAGCUUUCAUAUAAAAUCCUAUUACCUAGUUCAGUUUUCUAAAACUUAAGUUGUCUUGGAGGAUCAUGCACCAUUCUGUAUGCAACUUUUUAAAAUUUCAGUCAGAGUUUCUUUCAAGUUGUGUGUUUUUUUGCCUAUUUGUUGCUUGUGCUUUAUUUUUCUAGUCAUUUCUGGAAUAUAGUGAUAUAUUGUGUUAAUUUGGACAGUGACGGUUUUUUAAAACCAUAUACUGACUGAAACAUGAGCCAGAGCGGAUUGCUUUAUUAAGCUAAUAAUGAAUGUUAUAGAGUACAUAUUUCAGGAUCGUUCAUCUAGUGAGCAGUACACAUAUAGACCAACGUAAAAAAUAGAGCUUGGUCAACCUCUAUACUUCACAUACUACAAGAGAUAGCACUUUCAAAAUGAACUUAAACUUUUACAGAAACUUUCUUAUAGGUUAUGCCUUUUAUUUUAAGACUUAUUAUAUUCAUUUCAAGUGCCAUUAGAUGAUAUAUAUGUAGGUCUUUGAUAUAUAAUGCUUUGUGUACAAAAAUUGGUAGAUGGUAUUUUAAACAGGUACAUUUUUACAGUGUUUUCUUAUCGACUUGCUAUAUUGCACAGAUCAGAGUGUGUCUUUUCAUAAGGUUUUACAAUGGUUUUAUUUUUUUACAAGGUUUACGUAUCUCAAAGCACACUGUCUUCCCAGUCCAUAAGUAAGUUAAAAGAUAACAGUUCACCCAAGUUGCUUCUAGCCUACUGAGAUCCAUGUGACAUUGGAGGAGAUCUUUUCAAUGUUGAGUAUUUGCCCUUAGUGAAGGCAAACUGGUUUUUCUGACAAACGAGUCAUUGGUGAUUUUGUCUUGUUUUAUUCAUGCUGUCAGCAGCCAGGUCUACAACACACUAUAUCUAGAUUAUGUAGGCCUACAUAAAUAUGUGAGCUGUGUUAUACUCACAGAGAACCCCUUUAAAAUUAUGCAGGAUAAUGAUACCAGCCUUAGUAGCAGACACAGAUCACCAAUAAGCCUUUCUACAAUGUUAGCAGCCCCUGGGAAUGGAAGGCAGUGUCUUUUAAUAAGUUACCUAGCUCUAAAGAUGACUCAAGAGUUAUUACUGAUGUAUAAGACACUUCAUUGUAUAAGCUUCAGUGGUACAGACAAACCAGAAUGAAUGUCUAACUUCUCAGAAACCCUCCUUCAACCAUAUAUGGGAUCAUGCUGCUACUGUCACUUGGGAUACAACUCUCCAUGGUGCUACAAACUUCUGUCUCAUUCAGUUGUAUUUUUGUAUCCAUAGGAAAAGGACUACAGAGGUGUAAAGGUGUACAAUAUAUUUUUAUACUGUGACUUACUGUGUCAUUAACAAACUUUUACACCACCACAGUGUAUUCAUGUACGCUUGCUAAAGGAGAUCUUGGAUGUGCAAAUGUUACCAGAACAAACCCAGCUUUUGUCCACAAGGUGACUGUAACACAGAAUGGAAAAUGGGCUUGACAUGGGGUGUGGAGUGAAGAACAUGCUAGAAGUUACUAACAGCCCUUUGCGUUUAACAAAAACUGGGAAUCCAUUAGAGAAAUGGAUUGCAUCAAGCCUGAACAUAAGCUGACUGCUGAAGUUUUAUUUUUCUUUGUUUUUUUUUUUGUUUUUUUGUUUUUUUUGUUUUUUUUCUAGCUAAUGAAAAAGUGUUUGGACUAGUACUCUAAAGAUGUUCUAACGGUAAAGUUUUGAGUCAAAUAGAAAUGAAAAAAAAAAUCUGCAUUCCAGACUGAAUUUUGUAUAUUUUUAUUGCAUUUUUAAUUGCUAUUCUGUGAUAUUGGGAAAUCAAGUGGCUUAUCAUGUAUAUCAUGUACUUAAAAUGUAUUCACAAACUACUGUUGUAUUUGUAUAAAAUAUAGACAA
This is a messenger RNA of Meriones unguiculatus (Mongolian gerbil), 11547 nucleotides long. RefSeq names its product PLAG1 zinc finger (gene Plag1). The record is from RefSeq and is a predicted model, not a curated record. The transcript has 4 exons. Bases 5152 to 6651 code for a protein of 499 amino acids. Lineage: Eukaryota; Metazoa; Chordata; Mammalia; Rodentia; Muridae.